Molecule: messenger RNA, 369 nt
Organism: Adineta steineri
Lineage: Eukaryota; Metazoa; Rotifera; Eurotatoria; Adinetida; Adinetidae
Source: the annotation of a GenBank genome assembly
AUGAGAUUUACGAAUUCAUUUAUUGUUCUAAGUCAAUACAUCUGUCCUGGUCCAUCUAUACCAGAAGGAUAUGUCAUUACAAAAUUGACUUCUGGUAAUUGUGGUGCAUUUUUGGUACAACAAUACAUUGAACCAGUGAAGGAUGGCAUAGAAAUUUGUUUUGGAUCUCCUCUUCCAAAUGGAUAUGUCAUUACACGAUUAAAUGCAAAUGGAUGUGGUGGUGUGGGAAGAUAUAUCGAGAAACCACGAAAUGGAAUGGUGAUCUGUCGUGAUUCUCCUAUACCACAUGGAUAUGUCGUUACUCGUGUUAUUCCAAAUGGUUGUGGUGGCGCUGGACAAUAUAUUGAGCUUCUUAUCGGUGGCCGAUAA